Molecule: messenger RNA, 1046 nt
Organism: Polychytrium aggregatum
Lineage: Eukaryota; Fungi; Chytridiomycota; Chytridiomycetes; Polychytriales
Exons: 3
Source: RefSeq, a predicted model, not a curated record
GCAAGAUGAAGAUGUCCAAGGACUUGCACAUUGUCGAACUCAUUGAGCACCUGCCACUGUUUGAGGGCUGCUCCAGAGCAAACAUCGAGUUCCUCGUGUUCACGGGCGAGAGCAAAGCGCUGCGCUAUAACCAAGUGGUUGUCGCAGAAGGCGACGCCAUCGACUCGAUAUUUGUCCUCCUCACUGGAUCGGUCAAGGUAUUCAAGACCAUCACCACACUCCAGAGGGGAGCCACUGUCACACUUGCAAACAGUCAUCCACAAGCAAACAUGCCAAGAAUCCGCGAGGAUACCACGGUCUACAUCACCACCCUCAAUUCUGGCGACGUGUUCCCGCACGCUGAUCCCGAUAUGCCCCAGCCAGCAGCAGCAUCAUACAUACUGGCGAGCGGGCCGAGUGCAGAGUGUCUCCAAAUUGAUCUGGCUCGCAUUCGAGAGAGCCCUUUGGAAUUGAAAACCCGGCUCUCAGAGUAUUUCAAGACUUUUUCUUCCCAAGUCAGUAAUAUCGAGCAAAAGCUGUGCUCCAAGAAAACUUGGGAUGUGUACAAGAGGCACAUCAUCCAAGAAGUGCUUCAGACCCCUGACAAAUCUGUCGAACAGCGGAGAUCCCCACGGCUGCCGAGCAUUGACAGACAGAGCCCUGAGAGACGAGAGAAAAUGGAAAACGUCCAGGAGCGAGGCCAGGAGUCAACCACCAGAGUCACCCUUGGUGUCCUGAAUCUCUCUCCACGCCCCCCACGACAAGGGAAUCCCGGCAGAUCUGAUGCGGGGCAGCGACGAUAUCGAUCUCAGACCGAGCCUCCAAAGUUGAUCUAGUGAACACAUAUGGAACCGGGACAGUGCGCUUCUCUCUGGCAUCAGAAGCCUGAGGCCUGCUGAUCGGUAGGCCAUGGUGGGCAGCCGAGGGAUUGCACUUCUGUCUCUGCUGGCAAUCCAGUGGUUUGGUUGCUUUCGGGGGUAUCGUCUUGAAUACAUCCGAUCGAUCUCCAUGGGCGAUGAUCGACUGGCAUACCGAGAUCAUGUUCCGUGAGGAAUUGAUGUCUCGAU